AUGCCAUCACCAACUCGCUCAUCGCACCGAGCUGCCUCUCCGUCUGCGCCAAGCUCAAGCCGUCAUCACCGCAGCCGCCACAGCCAUUCCCACCGCCACCGGCCCCGAGAGAGCUCGCGCUCGCGCUCUCCGCACCGAUCAGACAGACACCGAUCGGACCGUCACCACCGCCGUGACGAAGACAAAGACCGCGGACACCACGAGCGACGACACAGAAAUGCCCCAGCGAAACCAGCCGUGCUCCCUUACCAAGCGCGCGAGCUCUCAUCGCGCGACCUGAAGGUCUACGAGCCCAUGUUUGGCAUGUAUUUGGAUAUUCAGAAAGGGAAAUAUAUCGAAGAUUUGAGUGAAGAUGAGGUGAAGGGGCGGUGGAAGAGCUUCACGCAAAAAUGGAACCGUGGAGAGCUCGCCGAGGGAUGGUAUGAUCCCGCUACACUCGACAAGGCACGUAAGAAUGCAGAAAAAGAACCGGAAGCCGGCCCGAGAGGCGGACGCGAAUCGCCUGAUUAUACGCAGGGCGAGCGAGCGGCUGCUCAAGCCCCACAGAACCCGCCAGUAGACGACGACGAUGAGGACGACGAGUACGGGCCUAGUCUGCCACAACCUGGAUCGGGGAGAGGCGGUGCACAAGCCGGUCCUGCAAUCCCAACUAUGCAAGAUCUUGAGCUCAAAAGAGAAUCUGCUAUUGAGGAUGCCAUCGCUGCCCGCAGUGAAUCACGCGAUCAAUACCGCGCUGAAAUUCGUUCGCACAAAUCUGCAUUGCGCCAACUCGAAGACGAGAUUGCGCCGCGAGCUGAGGCAGGCACACGAGAGAGACAGCUCGAGAAGAAGCGAGAAGUUGCUUCAAGCAAUCGUGCAUUCGCGGAUUCUGCCCGCGGUGGUUCGCCAGAAGCAGCUCCGGAUGAAGAUUUAAUGGGCGGAGGCAAUGAUUUCUCUGCCUUGAAACGGGAGAAGGAGAAAGACCAGCGUAAGAAGAACGAUCGUGAGAUCCGGAGAGAGGAGAUUCUUCGUGCGCGUACAGCGGAGCGUGAAGAACGUGCGCAGGCAUAUCGACAGAAGGAGCAAGAGACUAUGAGCUUCUUGCAAGCUCUGGCGAAGCAGCGAUUUGGCUGA
Penicillium robsamsonii is the source of this 1113-nucleotide messenger RNA. RefSeq lists its product as uncharacterized. Lineage: Eukaryota; Fungi; Ascomycota; Eurotiomycetes; Eurotiales; Aspergillaceae. The record is from RefSeq and is a predicted model, not a curated record. The coding region runs from base 1 to 1113 and encodes 370 amino acids. The transcript has 3 exons.